AAGCGUUGUGUUAUUUCAUCAGGCGGCGACAACACGCUCCCAUGGCGGUAACCUCGGUUUUAUGAAGUCCGUUUGUAACAUCGCAGGUUUCCUCAAACCCGGAGCCGCUCCCAGUCCGGCCGCAGCUCCCAGUCGACUCGGAGCAGAGAUGUGUAAAGAGCUCAAGACCAAAGUGCUGCGUUUACUGCCGCCGACCUCCAAUGGGCCGUCUGUUCAGCAGGGGGGCCAAACAGAUGGUGCUGAAAUCCUGAGUUACACGGUGAAGGCUCUGAAGGAGGGUCAUGUGGUUGCUGUGCCCACGGACACCAUCUACGGCCUGGCAUGUCUGGCCCAGAACUCGGAAGCCAUCAGAAAAACCUACGACAUCAAAGGACGUAAUGGACAGAAGCCGCUCGCCAUCUGUGUCGGAGAAACUCGGGAUAUCUAUAAGUACUGUAAGGUGCCGGUAAAGGAACCACUGCUAGCGGACCUGCUGCCUGGUCCCGUCACUCUGGUGUUUGAAAGGUCUGAAGUGCUGAACACAGAUCUCAACCCCUUUACUUCGGUAAGUCCACUCCUUCAAGUGGGUGGUACUGAAAACAAAGCAUCAAACAAAUGUCUUAUUCAUGAUUGUCAAUCCUCUGUUGUUUACGUGUGUCCAUGUGCUCCUCAGCUUGUAGGUGUGCGUAUCCCAGACCACGCCUUCAUGAGACGCCUCUGCCAGAUGUGUGGGGAACCCCUCGCACUUACCAGCGCUAACAUCAGCUCGCACACCAGCACUGUGGCCGUACAUGAGUUUCAGGAACUGUGGCCCAAACUAGCAGUGGUGGUCGAUGGAGGACCAAUUGGAGAUCAGAGCCGCCUCGGAUCAACAGUGGUCAACUUAUCUGUGCGGGGCAAAUACAGCAUCAUCAGACCCGGCUGUGCCCUUUCUUCUACGGUUGACGUGCUGGAGCACAAAUAUGGACUGUCAGGAGACUUGGGGGAGGAAUGACCUUUUGAACUCUCCACACUCCACAACAAAUGCUAAGACGCACAACGAGUGUUGACCCCGGGCGUUCUCAGACAAGAUGAAUCCUUUUCAUGUCCACAUGGAAGAAUUUGUCUUUCCCGGGAAAGAAUAGAACUCAGGAACAACUUGAGCGUUAAAAUGCUAAUGGCCGAUAGCGUUCUGGUGGCUGCUUUAAAGUAAAGUAACUUUUUUAUUUUGACCAUAUUUCCGCCUUACUAUGGGUCUACUAUUAUGGGAUUAUGCAGGAAGUGUCAUAGUUCUCUACCAUUUUAUUCAGAAAACUAGAACAAUGUCGGCUAUAUAGGAUGUUUUUUUUUUUUUACAUAAAAUUUUAACUAUCUUUUUGUAUUGUCAACAUGGCUUAACCAAGAGUACAGUUUUUUGUAUUUUUUGACUUAAUAUAUGUUAUAGGUGUAGUAGGCAACUGUUUUAUGGCCAGAAAAUUUCUAUGUGGUUCUGUGAAUCGCAUUGACUAUACAUCAGAUCUUUGAGUCCAGAAUUGUUUUUUAAUAGAUGAAUCCCCUUUUAUUUAUUUCAUCCACAUGUCAGUUUAACAGUGGCAUGCAUUGCAAUUGGUCUCCUUCUAGUUACAAUAACUGUUUUAUGAAACUUAAACUACAUUACAUUUACAAGAUGAAAAAUACUGUAAUAUUUCAAUACUGUAAUUCAAGUUGUGUUGAUACGGUGUACAUUUUCAUCUGUCCUCUUGCAGGUUAAAAACUGGAGCGUUAGCACGGUAGCACUACACCAAUAAAACUUUUUCUCUCUUA
This is a messenger RNA of Morone saxatilis (striped sea-bass), 1761 nucleotides long. It is a transcript of the gene yrdc, whose product is annotated as yrdC N(6)-threonylcarbamoyltransferase domain containing. The record is from RefSeq and is a predicted model, not a curated record. Gene Ontology annotation, biological process: regulation of translational fidelity. Gene Ontology annotation, molecular function: tRNA binding; nucleotidyltransferase activity; double-stranded RNA binding. The transcript is spliced from 5 exons. NCBI's taxonomy places the organism in Eukaryota, Metazoa, Chordata, Actinopteri, Moronidae. The coding region runs from base 62 to 973 and encodes 303 amino acids. Gene Ontology annotation, cellular component: cytoplasm.